Opisthorchis viverrini is the source of this 1885-nucleotide messenger RNA. RefSeq lists its product as hypothetical. The record is from RefSeq and is a predicted model, not a curated record. The annotation marks the transcript as partial. The transcript is spliced from 10 exons. Lineage: Eukaryota; Metazoa; Platyhelminthes; Trematoda; Opisthorchiida; Opisthorchiidae. Gene Ontology annotation, cellular component: membrane.
UUGCUGAUUAUAUGUAUCCUGUUCCAGAAAAUUAUAUGCACUACGAUUGCUGGCAUUCAAUCGGUGCGGUUUGCUUCCGGAACAAACAUAUAUGAGGAAGGAAGAGAUGGUGUUCUCGAAGUAAAUUACAAUGGCACUUGGGGAACAGUAUGUAAUUUCGGGUUUGACGAACUCGCUGCAUCUGUAGCAUGUUUUAUGAUGGGAAUGAAACCUCGUGGAGUUGCUAUACUCAAUAGCCCUAGACGGAGUGACAGUCAAAUGAUACUUUCAAACUUUAACUGUACCGGCCGGCUUGUACUUCCAAGUUUCUCCUUAAGCACAGCGACAGUGCACCUCGGUGUCUGCUCAUUCACCGACGAGAUUCCCGAGGGUUGCCAAGACAGUAAUCGCCAAACUUCAAUUAUUUGUUUGGAUGACUUCAUGGAAAUCACAACCACUACUCCUGUACCAAAUUAUAUGACAGUGGCUCCGGUUGAUUGUUCGAGGCCUUCGUCUUCCAUAAUUCGUCUGGUUGGUGGAACUGACCGAGAGGGUCUUGUUCAAAUCCAGCAUCCAGAGACCGGAGAGUGGGGCACCAUUUGUGCGGACGGCGUAGAUAUCCACGCAGCCAGAACUUUAUGCAGAAUGCUAUGUACUAGCGCUGACAACCUGAAAUAUGCUCAACCGGUGUUGUACAAACAUCAGGAGGUCGAUGAAACCGUACCGAUUCACUUGUCCGGGAUUCGUUGUCCGGAACACGCGACGGAUUUGAAUCAGUGCACCCUAGGAGGGGGAUGGGGUGCGACGCGAUGGUGUACGCACGCUAUGGAUGUGGGUUUACAGUGCGCCCCUCCGCAGAUUACCGCUCCAUCGAUUUCCUAUGCACCACAAUUGUCAUGUACCCGGACCGAUGCUCACGUGACCUACGAUAAGCAGGUCAAUCCCGAUUUGAACACAAGCAUGAUUACUUUGGUUGGACAAGUUCCGGUUGGUUGCCAGUUUCGGGUUGCCGACAACGGUUCACACAUUGAAGCAAUCAUUCCCUUAGAAGGCUGUGGAGGCAGUCUCUCCCUAAGCAACGAGUCUGACAUUGCUAUCAAAUUUGAACUGCUUCGUGAUUUUGUUGCGCCGUCUACCGGGAUCAUCUCAAACUUACCUGUGAGAUUUUCCGUGACCUGUCUGAUCCCACGCAUAAAUCGGAUUCCGUCGGAAGUGAUAGCAUCUCCACAAGUGAUCGCGGACUUGGUUGGUGCAACUCAGGAGGUUGAGGCCUCACUGAAGCUGUAUCAGGAUCCCGGAUACUCGAUUUCUAUACGCCAGGGUCAAUUCAUCCGUCCUGGACAGAAUGUCUACGUAAAGGUGUCACUGGUCGAUCCGAAACCGGCUAGUAAAUUGAUCCUGCAAGAUUGCUGGACUACCAUCAAUCCAGAAAGACAGUCAACACCAAGACAGAAUCUAAUCAUCAAUCGGUGUAUUGCCUAUGACGGGCUCACGGUGCAUCCAAUCAACCUUACUGAAGUCGGGUUCAGUUUUCCCGCCUUCUAUUUGGGUACCGCAGGUCACACAGUCCCCGCAUCGGCCAGCCUGUAUUUGCAUUGUGAUACACGAAUUUGUCAUGCCAGUGAGACCUCGACAUUUUGUCAGCAGUUCUGCACAACUCCUACGAAACUCCUGAGAAGACGUCGACGUGCUGUUUUCGCACUUCCAGAGCAGACGGGAGCAAAAUAUAUCAAGUUCCAACAAGGUCAAGUGCGUGUACGCUAGCUUACCGGGAAUACAACUCCAAUCCGGAAUCGAUUUUACAAAUUCGAUACCACGGAAACACUAUCGCCAAUUUUUCACGAACGCCUAUGCCAAAUGUCCUAGAAUAAACAUUAGUGGUUGAUGAUCACCUUGGGUUUUUUUG